Raphanus sativus (radish) is the source of this 850-nucleotide messenger RNA. RefSeq lists its product as uncharacterized. The transcript has a single exon. The record is from RefSeq and is a predicted model, not a curated record. Bases 116 to 694 code for a protein of 192 amino acids. Lineage: Eukaryota; Viridiplantae; Streptophyta; Magnoliopsida; Brassicales; Brassicaceae.
AAAUUCUAGGGUUACAGUUUGCUAUCUGUUUGCCUCAAAAGCCCUAACUCUCUGAAUCGUCGUCAUCGAACCCGCCGCAAAGUGUCUCUGCAAGCACGAGGAAGAGGAUUCAUCUAUGGCCGACGUUGAGAAUCAGCAGGAUUCCUCGUUUCCGGUGAAGCGGAAGUCGGAUCUCUGUUCCCAAGACGAGGAAAAUGCGGCGAACAAGGCUCAGAAGCUUAAUCCUGCAUCGAGCUCUGCUGAUUGUGAGUCUAAAGAGGGAGAAGAAGUUAAUGGAAGCGGCGUCGAGCAUCUGAAUUCAUCGAUCUCGCUUGAGAAAGGCGAUCUUGUAGCUGAAGAGAAGCAAGAAGGAGAAGAAGAAGAGGAAGACGAUCAUGAAGAAGAAGAAGAGGAAGAAGAGGUUGAUAGGAAAGGGAAAGGUAUAUCGAGGGAGGAUAAAGGAAAAGGGAAACUGAUCGAAGUUGAGGAGAGUGACGAUAGUGAUGAUGAUGAUGAAGACGACGAAGAUGGUGAUGAAUAUGAUGAAAGCGAUUUGUCAGACGAUCCUUUGGCGGAGGUGGAUUUGGAUAAUAUCCUUCCGUCGAGGACUAGGAGACGAUCGAUCCAGCCUGGAGUCUAUAUCUCCAAUGAGCGUGGUGGAGUUAACAAGGAUGAUGAUGAUGAUGAUGAUAGCAGCGAUGAUAGUGACGCUUAAUUAAAACCUUUAGCUAUAACGACGGUUAGUGUUUAAGAAGUCAAGAGUUUUUAGUAAAGAGAGCUUGUCUGUGUUCAAGUGAUUAUUGGUCUUUAAUCUGUUGUAUCCAACUCUUGAACCCAAGUGUGCUAUAUAUCUUAUUGCAGUUUCAACUCA